ACGGCCUUCCUCAAGUUCGACCGCAGUCACGGCGGCAAGACCUCCUCCUACCACCUCCGGCCGGCGCUGUGGGAGGCGGGGGUGACGGUGUCUAACAAAGUCCUCGAGUGCCUGGUCCUCCGCUUCGGCAAAAACAGGGUGCUGACCUCGGAGGCCUUCCUCAUGGCACUCGUCCGCUUGCACCUGGCGCAUGAACGUUAUCACAGCAUAGACACGAAAAUGAAGGGAAAUCCACUCUCUUUAGAAGAGAUGAUCCUAAUGACAAUAUACUCGUGAUGAAUGACGUCGUGAUAGGUCCUACGUCACCAGUCGGAGAGGAACGUUUUCUGACGCAACGGUGACGCAUUGGUGACGUAUUAGUGACGUGCUGUGCGUCUUGGGCGAUGUACGCUUUAUCAGUCUGCGAUGUGUAUUUAUAUUAUGAGUCUGGGAUGUACACGUGUACUAUCCGGUUGUGAUGUACAUCCGUGGUAUCAGUCAGCAAUGUACGGUCAUGCGUUGACGAUGUUAGUCUGUGAUGUACACCGAUUAUAUCAUUUUGCGAUGUACGUCCUUGAUGUCAGUCUGAGAUGUACAGUACACCCAGAUUGUCUGUCUAGGAUCUACACCCAUAUCAUCAGUCUGGGAUGUACACUCGUGGUAUCAGUCUGUGAUGUACACCCAUAUUAUAAUUCUGGGAUGUACACUCAUGAUAUCUAUCUGCGGUGUACACCCUUCGAUAGAUUCAGUGCGUUUCUGCUUGACAAACCGCUGUUAAUCGAUACAUUUCUGGUCGCUGUACAUUUACCCUGUCAUAUGUACAUUGCCAGCGGUGUACAUCUUCCUGAAACCAAGUGAAAAGAGUUACUGCACGUCACUGUUCGACGUCGACUGCCAAUCGUCGACGAGUUUGAGUUAUAAAAGGAACGUGAUAGCGAUAAAAUGUGCAAUUCUGAAAAUGGAUGAAAAUUAAUGACGAGAAAAAAAACUUCAACUCAAGUGGUGAACAGUGACAGCAAAGGACGCAAAAGUUAAAUCACUGGCUAAAGAAAUUAAUUACUUACACUAAUUUGGAAAUAAGCAACGCACCUGGCAGUGCAGUUCCUUACUCCUGUACGACAACCUCACCCCCGCGUAUUGUCUACUAAAGCUGCAAUAUCGAAAUAUUCCCAAAAAACAACAUAAAAAAAAACUGUCUAUCCUCUUAACCUGUGAAAAAUAAGCAGUGUAAACAACAGUGAAACUUUACCAAAAGACAAAUUACAGAAAAGAGCAGAAAACAAGAAAACAGUGGCUUUGCCCUUGACCAAAACACAAAGGAAGAAAAAAAAAACGUGUAUAAGAUUUUUCCUGUGUGCUACAAGUUCGCAGUGUCUAAGUAGAGAAGGCUGUUAACACGAGAGCCACAGAGAGGGCCUCCAGAACCUCGAGCUUAAAGUGAAGUGACGCAACAAAGAUGACACUGAACAUUUUGGUAAAAAAAAAAAUCUUUUUGUCUUGAGAUUUUUCGGAUUGUAUUUUUAGUGUUGUUUUAUUGCUGUUAUUGUUAUUAUUAUUAUUAUUAUCAUUAUUAAUAUUAUUUU
Messenger RNA from Penaeus chinensis, 1562 nucleotides. Its product is annotated as calpain-9-like. The record is from RefSeq and is a predicted model, not a curated record. The annotation marks the transcript as partial. NCBI's taxonomy places the organism in Eukaryota, Metazoa, Arthropoda, Malacostraca, Decapoda, Penaeidae. The transcript has 3 exons.